AUGGCCCAUCAGGCACACUCCCUUCCGUGGCAUACGCUAGCGGCCAACUUUGAACAGAGACGAGUGGGCAAGCAUAAGUAUCUUCUGGCGCCACUGAAUAAGCCGCACCAGGGAAAGCAGAUCACACAUUUCACUGUUGCAUUCGCCCGGGCGUUGACCGAGUUCUCCACCACGGAACGCCGCAAGUACUCGCCAGCCAUCAACGUGCGGACGAGCAUCGAAGAUGACGAUGACGUUUUAGAGAUGAGACACGAAAGGCUAAGAAUUGCAAUGUCGGGGCUGAUAAGCCCCCUUUCCGCUGCCACAACUUUCGACCCGGAGCUAUUCCACGGACUGGGCUGGAAACGUAGUCCGAACGGAGGAAGAAAUCGCUGCCUACGACGAAGAACUGCAGAAAAAGGAAACGCCCCGCGCUCUGCUCGGUGCUGGAAAAAUGUCGACUGGUGGCGUGGUCGCGCGGAGACGACCGACGUGUUGACGAUGUGGCUUAUCUUGGGUGAAAUGGAGACCUUGUUUAAGAUCGCCCGAUACGCUCCGGAGACAGUAAAGAGAAUGUGGUCCUGGAAUGACCAUUAUGACCAGUGCGGACUAAAGCAGCUGAUGGAACGAACGGUGGACUUCUAUAUUGGAAUGAACGUGCUCUACUGCAAGCCAGAAUGGUACGCAGAGGGUGAGAAUGCGUGGCAGUCGUAUUUAGAUGGGAAUAUGAUGCAAAUAUAUCAGCCUGAAAGGGAGCUCGGGAAAUACCGAACUGGCUGGCUCUUUGGUAAACCUAGCGGGCCCCUGACGACCGCAGAAUUGCCUCCCGCCGAAUGGGUGCCGAUAAAAUUUAUCCGACGGAAAGACUACCGUUCCACGCCUAUUUAUAAGUCAAUGCUAUCAGAGGAAAAGAAUUGUCAUGCCCUUGGACCUUACUGCCCCUUGGAGCCAGGAUAUGCUUGGUCUAUUCCGCACUGGCAAUUCUUUGGCUACGGCGCAAUUAUCGGCCACGGGGGCUGGCCGUCUGCUACUGAGAGCCCUCCCGCGGAUCCUUUGAAAAAUGGUGGUGGACAGGGUUUGAGAAACUAUCUAAAGAUUUGCUGGGAGAUCCUCGUGCGACUGGACAUUUUUAUGGGGGAAUUGGACGUGCAUAUUGACUGGCAGCAAGUAGCAUCGGGUUCCAUUGCAGAUUGGUAUCGGUUUGAACCUAUUGAUCGAGACAAGUGGUGUAUAGAAGCGUGGCUUCCGGGCUUAGACGGAGACUUCGACAUGACUAAGUGUGGAUUCAUGGUCGAACGUUUUGUUUAG
This is a messenger RNA of Penicillium canescens, 1287 nucleotides long. RefSeq lists its product as uncharacterized. The coding region runs from base 1 to 1287 and encodes 428 amino acids. The record is from RefSeq and is a predicted model, not a curated record. The transcript is spliced from 2 exons. NCBI's taxonomy places the organism in Eukaryota, Fungi, Ascomycota, Eurotiomycetes, Eurotiales, Aspergillaceae.